UUUGAACUAGCUUCUUUAAGUUACCCAAAUUCUCCAGUGGCACAGUCAGAAAUGGCUAUGAAGAUAAUUAAAAAAUCUCAAUCAAAAGCUUUUCUGAAAGAUAGAGCUAGAGGAGUAAAGAAGUUGAAAAGAAAGCUUUUUUGGACAGAUUGAAGAAAGAGGAAUACAGGAGGAAUGUUUUGAGAACGUUGAGGAAAGCCAUGCUAUUAGUAAUAAGCAAAGAAGAAGUAGAGAACUCAACUAACUCAAUAAAUCCAACCAAACACUCAACGAAAGACUAAAAUAAUAGGCCUUCUCACUUCAGCAUUAGAAAGAUGAAUGUUGAUUACCAGAAGAACAAAGAAAUCAGCAGGAUGAUAAAAAAAUAAUUACAAACUAUCUCAUAAAGGCUGGAACUCCAAAAUUCAUUCAGAUAAUUCAUCUUUGCCUAUAAUAUGCAAGUAGCCUAGUCAAUAGAGUAUACUUAUGGGAUCGAAGUAGUCAGGAAUGAGGGAAUAAGAUCCUACCGGAAUUUAAAGGACUUCUGAGGUUAAAAAAAAUGGAAUUUUGUUUAGAAAAUAUAUCAUCUAUCAUCUCAGGCGUUGAUAUGGGAUUCUCCAAAGACAACCUUCAUGAAAGAAAACACAGAGAUUCAUCAGAACCACCCAAAAAAUCCUUGCAAGAACCCCC
This is a messenger RNA of Moneuplotes crassus, 669 nucleotides long. The record is from the annotation of a GenBank genome assembly. NCBI's taxonomy places the organism in Eukaryota, Ciliophora, Spirotrichea, Euplotida, Euplotidae.